UUCACUUAUUAACACACGCUGUAGAAACGCACAAGCCUAACCUGUUUUUACGAAUGUAGGUGGCUCUCUCUCCCCACCCUCGGUACAGGAGCUGAUGCUGAUGCGAGUACACUCAUCCUGAGCGAGACACUGUCACCCGCUCCUCCUUUAUUCUCUUCAUUGAACUUUGAGCAGCGCGUUCAUACUGUAGUCAGCGGCGUUUCGUCUCGUUAUUCUCAAUGAAGAUAUGACAAGAGCAACCUCUCACGAAAGGAACUGUUCAAUUACAAUGAUGCUGAUCAAUGGAGGAGACGUGCGUGGACACUAGAUCAGUUUGAUCUUUGCAGGACACAUCCCAGAGGUUUUGAGUCUUAAGAGGAAGCGAGAGCCGUGUCCUUUCCCUAACCAGCUCAAACAGUGUCAAACGGGAACCGACUGGGUUUUGAAAACAGCUACUUAAGAGCAAAGAGAGGUGGAUGAAGACUAUUUUAUUUAGUGAUACAUGCCAGUACACGAGCAGCGGAUGAGAGAGAGCUGUAUUACAAGAGCUAGAGAAGAUCGUUGAAAGUCCAUCCUUACCAAGAGGGGGAAUUCAACAGACGGUGCGCUGCAUUGAAUUUGGAAGGUGGUGUGAAGAAUUGUUGCAGAAUCAGAUCGACCCCACCUCACCAUGCCUUUGUCCUUCAGUUCAUCCCACCUUUUCCCCUUCUCCUUCAUUCCCUUGAUCCUUCUUCUGUCUUUCUCCAUCCCCUCUCAAGCUGACUCCCAAGAUGUAGCCCAGUCUACCUCCAACUGUUCCCAGACUGACGUGUGUGCAGAUGGGGUUCUUUUACCAGUGUGGAAUCCUCUAAAUCCCUCAGUUGGUGACAAAGUGGCUCGUGCCAUUGUGUACCUAGUGGCGCUAGUCUACAUGUUCUUAGGUAUGUCGAUAAUUGCUGACCGCUUCAUGACUGCCAUUGAAGUUAUAACUUCUCAAGAAAAGGAGAUCACUACAAAAAGACCCAAUGGUGAAACGGUCACCACCACAGUUCGCAUAUGGAAUGAGACCGUCUCCAAUCUGACCCUCAUGGCUCUGGGUUCAUCAGCCCCUGAGAUUUUGCUUUCAGUCAUUGAGGUCUGUGGGCAUAAUUUUGAGGCCGGUUCUCUUGGUCCCAGCACUAUCGUAGGUAGCGCUGCCUUCAAUUUGUUCGUGAUCAUUGGCAUCUGCGUCUAUGUGGUACCUGAUGGUGAAAGGCGGAAGGUCAAACAUCUUCGGGUGUUUUUCGUGACUGCAGCGUGGAGCAUGUUUGCCUACAUCUGGCUCUAUCUUAUCAUCUCUGUGGUCUCACCUGGUGAGGUGGAAGUGUGGGAAGCAGUGUUGACGUUCCUUUUCUUCCCUCUCUGCGUAGUCCAGGCCUGGAUCGCUGAUCGGAGAUUGCUCUUUUACAAGUAUGCUCGCAAACGCUACCGAACCGAAAAGGGACGUGGAAUUAUUGUGUCCGAGGGCGGGGAGGAGGUUGGCAAGGAUGCAGGAUUCACAAAGAUGGACAUGCUUGAAAUCGAUGGAAUCACAACACAUCUGGAUGGAGUGCUGGGAGGGGAAAGUGGGCUUGGAGGACGUGAUCAAGAGGAUGAGGCCAGGAGAGAUAUGGCCAGAACUCUAAAGGAACUCAAACAAAGACAUCCUGACAAGGACAUGGAGCAGCUCAUAGAGAUGGCCAACUAUCAGGUUCUGAUACAGCAACAGAAGAGCAGAGCUUUCUACCGCAUUCAAGCAACAAGGAUGAUGAUUGGUGCUGGGAACAUUUUGAAGAAACACGCAGCAGAUCAGGCCCGUAAAGUGGUCAGCAGUGGGGAACCUCAAGAGCAGGAGGACGACCCUCAUGUUACAAAAAUAGACUUUGAACCUGCCCUUUACCAGUGCUUUGAAAACUGUGGAUCCUUAAAACUUACUGUGCAGAGGCGUGGAGGAGAUGCCGGGUGUACUGUUAAGGUGGAUUAUCGCACGGAAGAUGGCACAGCCAAUGCAGGUUCUGACUAUGAAUUCGCUGAGGGCACACUUGUCUUCAAACCUGGCGAGAACCUUAAAGAGCUCACCGUCGGCAUUAUUGAUGAUGACAUCUUUGAAGAAGAUGAAUACUUCUAUGUCCGCCUGAGCAAUCCCCGUAUAAUUGGGUGGGCUGAUGGACAUCCUAUUGUUUUGGAGGCCGGAGCACCUGCCCCUACCGUAGCCCUUGGUGAGGCCCACACGGCGACCGUCACAAUCUACGAUGACGACCAUGCAGGAAUUUUUACAUUUGAGAGCGAAUCGAUCCGAGUUAGCGAAAGCAUCGGCAUCAUGCAGGUGAAGGUCCAGAGGACAUCAGGAGCACGUGGUCUGGUGGCUGUACCGUACCAUACAGUGGAUGGGACAGCUUGCGGAGGGGAGGACUUUGAGGAAGUGUCUGGAAAACUGGAGUUCCAGAACGACGAGACAAUGAAAACAAUUGAGGUGAAGAUUAUAGAUGAUGAAGAGUAUGAAAAGAACAAGACCUUCUGCAUUGAGUUAGGAGAGCCAGUGCUACUCGAGAUUGGACAAAAACAUGGGGACUCUAAUGAAAAUAAGCCGGAGAUUGGGGCGGAGGAAGAGGAAGUAGCUAAAAUGGGAUGUCCUAGUCUGGGUGAACAUACCAGAUUGGAGGUGGUGAUUGAAGAGUCCUAUGAGUUUAAGAAUACGGUGGAUAAACUGAUUAAGAAGACUAACCUGGCUCUGGUAGUCGGCAGCAGUAGCUGGAGAGAGCAGUUUGUUAGUGCUGUUACUGUAAGCGCAGGUGAUGACAAUGAGGAGGAGAGUGGUGAAGAGCGUCUUCCAUCCUGCUUUGAUUAUAUCAUGCACUUCCUCACAGUCUUCUGGAAGGUUCUGUUUGCAUUCGUCCCGCCUACAGAGUACUGGAAUGGAUGGGCAUGCUUCAUUGUGUCUAUCUUCCUGAUUGGUGUGUUGACGGCUGUCACAGGAGAUCUCGCUUCCCACUUUGGGUGCACUAUUGGUCUGAAGGAUUCAGUCACCGCCGUGGUCUUUGUUGCCUUGGGGACAUCUGUCCCAGACACUUUUGCCAGUAAGGUUGCAGCCAUCCAAGACCAGUAUGCUGACGCCUCCAUUGGUAAUGUGACGGGCAGCAACGCUGUCAAUGUUUUCCUGGGCAUCGGUGUGGCGUGGACCAUAGCUGCUGUAUACUGGCGUACCAAAGGCAAAUCUUUCCAAGUCGAGCCGGGCUCUCUGGCCUUCUCUGUCACACUCUUCACUGCUAUGGCUGUGGUGGUUGUCAGUGUGCUGUUGUAUCGUCGGCGCCCCUCAGUGGCUGGAGGAGAGCUCGGCGGUCCACGGACUUGCAAGAUAUUGACGUCCUUGCUUUUCAUUUCCCUCUGGUUGUUGUACAUCCUGUUGUCCUCACUGGAAACAUACUGCCACAUCCCUGGAUUCUGAGGCAGCAAGGCCUCAUAUUAUUUAAGCUUUGAAAGGAAUAUGAAAAUCACCACUGAAGGAGCUUUUUUUGUUGUUGUAUUUAUUAGAUAUUUAUCUUAACUUUUAUUAAGUCUAAUAAGUCAGUUUUUGUAACUUUCCAUUUUCUUUCUUAAAGGGAUAGUUCAUCCAAAAUUAAAAAUUGUCAUUAUUCACAGCUAUCCAUAGAAUAUAAAAAAUGGUUUAUUUUAUUUAUUUACUUUUUUUUUUUUUCAAAGAUAUUUACUUUUUUGGGGAGCGAUAUGAAGGUAUGUAAAUGAUGACAGUUUUGUUUCUCUUUUUUUUUUUUUUUGAUAAACUGUCUCUUUAAAUUAGUUUGGAUGCAGUAUCUUACAUAUCAUUCCUUGUUCCCUUGCCUUACACUUGUAUCCGUCUCUCAGUGCUGUCUUAAAUUUUUCCAAACCUGUAACCAAUGACUCUUUUUUUUUUUUUUUUUUUUUUUUUUUUUUUUUUUUGUACCCCUAUUUGAGCCAAUCCGAGCUUUCGGUUACUGAAUGAAGGGGUUUAAUUUUUUGGACUUUUUUUAUGUGUCAGUAUUACGCUCAUGUAAAUGUAAUGAUAUUUUAAAAGACAUUUAAAUGAACAGAAUGAUCAAAAAUGAACUUUCAGUUAUUAAGAGCAGAUUGAACAAACAGAAUGGACUUACUAUUGCUUGUGUAAGAAGAAAAGCAUGUUUCAGGACUAAAUAAGAAUCGGACAGAAAAGCAUGUCAAGUUCAUAAUUAAUCGUAUAUCAUAAAUGAAGGUUGACAUUAUUGGGAAAGUAAAAUAGCAAAAAAGGAAUGAAACUCAAAAAAGUGUGGAAAAAGGGACUGGAAUAAUCCCACAGAGGACAGAAGAGCAAUUGGAAAAUAUUGACAGUGACGGUGCUGAAUAUCAUUCAAAAUAAUUCUAAUUUAAAAUGUAUAUAAUGUGUCUGUGUGUGUGAGUGAGUGAGAGAGAGAGAGAGAGAGAGAGAGAGAGAGAGAGAGAGAGAGAGAGAGAGAACACCCAACCAAGAAUAAACAGCUCAGCUGAUGUUCUCUUGAAAUAACAAACCAAGUAAUUGAUGUAAUAAGCUGUCUGUAUCUAUCUGUAUUUGUCUUAUCCCAUGAUGGUCACACUCCUUGACAUCAAAUGUUUCAUAGGAAAUACUAGCCAGUUAACAUGAUGUGACUUUUGACAUGGUGACAAAUGCUCUUAUUGACUGUGUACCACACUGUAUCCCUUAGUUCACAAAAAAAUACAAUUCUGAGCAUUUACUCACCCUCAUGUCAUUCCAAACCCAUAUGAUCUGUGGAAAAUAAAUGUGAACAUAAAAAAUAGAUGUUUAGCA
Molecule: messenger RNA, 4771 nt
Organism: Megalobrama amblycephala (Wuchang bream)
Lineage: Eukaryota; Metazoa; Chordata; Actinopteri; Cypriniformes; Xenocyprididae
Gene: slc8a4b
Product: solute carrier family 8 member 4b
Exons: 9
Coding region: 650-3421 (923 amino acids)
Biological process (GO): calcium ion import across plasma membrane; cell communication; sodium ion transmembrane transport
Cellular component (GO): postsynapse; sarcolemma; axon
Molecular function (GO): calcium:sodium antiporter activity
Source: RefSeq, a predicted model, not a curated record